AAAAAAACUCCAACCUAAUCUAGGCUUUACUCUUUCAUUUUUUAUUUACUUUAAUAUAAACCAGUUAUUCCUUUUAUGAAAAUGGUUUAUAUUGUAUCUUUCAAAUACACACUUUUAGCCACACCGUCUCAAUUUUCUUGAUAUCGUGCCAAUUGCAAGAUCUGGCCCAAGGAAUCCAAAUUAGGACAUAAGAUCAUUGAUUAAACCAUAAGUUUUUUAAACGAAAACAUCCUUAAUCCUUGUUUGACCAAUUCGAUUUGUUUCCAAAAAUUAAAGAGAAAACGCAAGAUUCAUAUCCAACUCCACUAAAAUACCAGUCAUUCUGAAAUGAUAACACAGUCUAAAAGAUAGUGAUUAGUGAGCCUAACACGCUAACAGGUGGUUUAGAGUAAUCAAUGGUGGGAAUCGUUGUGGAUUAUAUUGUUAGAGCUAUAAAACAAAAAAUAAAGAAAAAGAAGUAAAAUUUAUAGUCUUGUAAUUGAAGUAAAGUUAGUUGAACUGUUGAAGAAGUCUAGGGUCCCACACCUUUCAUCAUUUUACACCAUACAUGCAUAAAGAAUCAUUAUAUACAUACGAAAAACUGCUCUUAAAAGUGAAAGUUGGGAGAAGGGGGAAAGCUAAGGUGGGUAGUUUUAACAAAUAUAGAUCAUAUCUUCUACGCAAAAGAAGAAAAAGCACAAAAAGGCUUGCAUAAUCAAAUUGGAGGAAAGAAUAAGAAAGGAUGUAUAAUUAACCAGCUUUGAACCUGAGAAAAUUCUAAAGGUCACAUACUAUAAUAGAACAGUUACUAGUUACUAGUACUUUGCAAAGCAGAGAAGGGGUAUAAAUAGAAAGGGAAAAAAGAAGUUUCUUUAGUUGAAUGUUACUUUAGGGUUGGUUGCAGCUUUGUUGAAUGGGUUCUGCAAGACUGGUUCAAAAACAAUAAAUGAAAGGUGAUUUUUGCAGGGUGAAAUGAUAUGCUUAUUAGAGGAACAUGGGAAAGAAAGGCAGCUGGUUUUCUGCCAUCAUAAGACUUUUCACACCCAAUUCUUCCAAGGAUAAGCAAGCUAAUGGAACAAAGAGGAAAAAAUGGAAGCAAGGAAGAGGAGUAGUAAAGCAAGGAGAGAGCAAAUCAUAUUUUCCACUAUGCAGAGAGCCAAGCAGUAUUGAGAAGAUAUUGGGGGAGGCAGAUGCACAUAGGCGGCAGCGGCGGGAACGUGUUCCUGAUGAAAAUCCCAGACUUUCCUCUGGGAGGAGGACACCUUCCUCACCAAGCCGCCCUCCUCCUCCAGAAGUGAACGCUUAUGUACAUCGACCUGCAGCAGAACCAACUCUGAAAGCACUUCAGGUCUCUGCUGCCAUCAGGAUCCAGGCUGCCUUUAGAGGCUACAAGGCGAGGAGGGGGUUUAGAGCUUUGAGGGGCUUAGUGAGACUUGAAGGAGUGAUGAGAGGUCAAAAUGUAGAAAGGCAGGUCUUGAAUGCCAUGAAACAAAUGCAGUUUAUGGUUAGGAUUCAAACACAAAUUCAGUGUCGAAGGAUCCAAAUGUUGGAAAGCCAGGCCCGGGAUUUAAACAACGAUGUGGAUGGCGAGUGCACCCUCACCAAUUGGACCCCAUCUACUCGAGCAGGUAACCCGGAGAAUUGGGAUGGUAGUAUGCUAACGAAAGAUGAAAUAGAACAAAGGGGGCGAAGAAAAGUGGAUGCAGUUAUAAAUAGGGAGAGACCUAUGGCUUAUGCAUAUUCCAAUCAGUUGUGGAAAGGCAAUAAGCUGAGAUGGAGUGGAUACCCUUCUGUGUGGUGGAACUGGUUAAACCACAGCCAGCCUGAUAUGAAUAACGUCCAUCGAACACCUCCCCGAGCCCCAUCUGGGAGCAAGCCUAGUCCUCAUUUUCCGGCUACACCAACAUCAACAAAGUCAGCUGUUCCAAUGAGAAGCAAAGACUUCAAUACUUCUACAAGUUCCCCUUUCCACUACCCAUUGGCCGACGAUGACAGCCUAACAAGCUGUCCAGCCUUUCCAAGUUACAUGGCACCAACUGCUUCGGCGAAAGCGAAAGCAAGGAGGCCAUUUAACAACAUGAGGGAGAGGAAUGAUCAUUUUGCGGGUGGAACGUCUUCAAACGACUCGAAGAGGAGGUUCUCUUUUCCUUUAACUCCAAAUAGUAAUGCCGGGUCGUCUUUCAGGUCGAACAAAGAGUCAAGCAAAGAUGUUACUCCUAAGAGUGUGGACUCGACGGUUUCUAUUGUUGGGAGGAAACCAUUUAACAGAUUUGUGUGAUUUGAUUCUUUUGUUAUGCUUUGUUUGUGUAACCGUUUGUAUAACCAUGGUUGUGUGUUUUUAUUUUGGGGUGUUAGUUUCACAGCAAAUUUGAAUAAUAGUACCCUAAAUAAGAUUUUUUAUAUUCGCAUAUUUUGCAAAAAAAAAAAAACUCGUUUCUCGUGGAAAUAUACAAGGUGGUGUUCAUGAUUGUAGUGCAAAAAGCACAUGUUUGGUAACUAAUAUUUUCAUCUUAUGAGUCAUUUUG
Cuscuta europaea is the source of this 2504-nucleotide messenger RNA. The record is from the annotation of a GenBank genome assembly. NCBI's taxonomy places the organism in Eukaryota, Viridiplantae, Streptophyta, Magnoliopsida, Solanales, Convolvulaceae.